Molecule: messenger RNA, 906 nt
Organism: Insectozyma verbasci
Lineage: Eukaryota; Fungi; Ascomycota; Pichiomycetes; Serinales; Debaryomycetaceae
Source: the annotation of a GenBank genome assembly
AUGACAUUUUUAGAAAUCAUCAAUAAAGUUGAUUCUUUUGUAUUAGACUCAUCUUUUUAUGAUUUGAAAAGUCAUGAUGGUAUUGCUAGAUUAGGUUAUAUUAAUCCUGAUAUUGCUCAAUUUUUUAAAUUUGAAUCAUCAUUUAUUAUUAAUGAAAAUUCAAUACAAAUUAAACCAGAAUUUGAUACAAUUGAAAAGAGAAAUGAGUUAUUUAAUCAACUAGGGUUAAAAUGGAAAGAAUUACCAGAAUUUGAUGAGUUGCUUAAGAAAGGUUGGAGAAAUGAGUUAUAUGUUGUUUAUAACCCUUCAACAGAGCCUUACGUUUUAAUUGAAAGAGCUUUAUCGGUGUUACUUGGUGUUAUAACUUAUGGAGUUCAUAUAAAUGGAUAUGUGCCACCCGAAACUACAUCAAAUAAUAAAUUAAAAAUGUGGAUACCGAAAAGAUCAAUGACAAAACCAACGUAUCCUGGAAUGUUAGAUAAUACUGUUGCUGGUGGUUUAGGUUAUCCUCAUGGAUUGCAUGAAACAGUUAUUAAAGAAUGUUUUGAAGAAGCUGGUUUAAAAGAAGACUUUGUAUUGAACAACUCUAAAAGUUGUGGUGUUGUAUCGUAUUUUUAUAAAACUGAAGAUAAUAGAUUUCAACCAGAAGUUGAAUAUAUUUACGAUAUAAAAUUUGACGAUGAAACUAAUAUAAUACAACCUCAAGAUGGUGAAGCUGAAGAUUUUCAAUUACUUGAAAUUGAUGAAAUAUUACAAUUGUUAAAACAACAUAAAUUUAAACCAAAUUGUGGUUUGGUGAUUAUAGAUUUUUUAAUUAGACAUGGUUAUAUUACUCCAGAAAAUGAACCAAAUUAUUUGGAAAUAGUAUCUAGAUGUCAUAGAGUAAUACCAUUUCCAACGAGGUAA